Molecule: messenger RNA, 657 nt
Organism: Eubalaena glacialis (North Atlantic right whale)
Lineage: Eukaryota; Metazoa; Chordata; Mammalia; Artiodactyla; Balaenidae
Product: T-cell receptor-associated transmembrane adapter 1
Exons: 6
Coding region: 1-657 (218 amino acids)
Biological process (GO): negative regulation of receptor recycling; positive regulation of T cell receptor signaling pathway
Cellular component (GO): T cell receptor complex
Source: RefSeq, a predicted model, not a curated record
AUGGGGAUGGAUAGUGGUGGCAGAGGCUGUGUGUACAGUGACAACAUGCCACAUCAAAGGGUCAUCAAGAAUGUGCCUAGUUUGACACCAAACGAUCACCACAAAAACUCUGAAUGCCAGUUUUAUGUCUGGGCAAUUCUAGCCUUCUUGGGUUUAGCUCUGACUAUAUCGCUUAUCUUCAACAUUUCCCACUAUGUGGAAAAGCAGCGACAAGAUAAAAUAUACACGUACUCCGAUGACUACUUUCCCAGGGAAAAUGAGUAUGAUCUUGAAGACACACCAAUUUAUGGUAACUUAGAUAAUGUGGUCCCAGAACCAGUGGAUGAAAACUACUAUGAACAAAUGAAAGCCCCGCCAGAGAAAUCUGUGAACAAACUGCAAGAAGACGCCCCACCUUCACAGGAAACUGAAGCAAAGAUGUUCUAUGCCUCACUAGAUCACAGCUGUGAGGGGAAGCGCAGAAAGCCCAAGAAACAGAAAACUUAUUCGUCAGACAAGGAUGAAGAUGGGCAGGUACAUGCAAUGGAUAUCAACCUUUCUAAGACCACUUUGGUGGACAGUUUCCCACCAGAAAGCCAGGCAAUAGAGGAAAACAUUCAUGAUGAUCCCAUCAGGCUGUUUGGAUUGAUCCGUGCACGGAAAGAAACUGUAAACUAG